GAGACUCUGCUGUUACAGCCCGCCUCUGAGCUCUGUCAUGGCGGCGUCAGUCACUCAAGACAGUGUGAAGGAACGCGAUGUUGGGGUUCUUGUCCGCGCGGCAAGCGGGUUUGGAGGACCCUCUUUGCCUCCGGAGAGCGGAGUCCACACGGAGAGUUUUGGGACUGGAGUUAAACAAAGACAGAGAUGUUGAAAGAAUCCAUAGCAGUGGAGUUAACACCCUUGACAUUGAACCUGUUGAAGGAAGAUAUAUGUUAUCAGGUGGUUCAGAUGGUGUGAUUGUACUUUAUGACCUUGAGAACUCCAGCAGACAACGUUAUUACACAUGUAAGGCAGUGUGUUCCAUCGGCAGAGACCAUCCUGAUGUUCACAAAUACAGUGUGGAGACUGUACAGUGGUAUCCUCAUGACACUGGCAUGUUCACAUCAAGCUCAUUUGAUAAAACUCUAAAAGUAUGGGAUACAAAUACAUUACAAACCGCAGAUGUAUUUAAUUUUGAGGAAACAGUUUAUAGUCAUCAUAUGUCUCCAGUCACCACCAAGCACUGUUUGGUAGCAGUUGGUACUAGAGGACCCAAAGUACAACUUUGUGACUUAAAGUCUGGAUCCUGUUCUCACAUUCUACAGGGUCACAGACAAGAAAUAUUGGCAGUUUCUUGGUCACCACGUUAUGAUUAUAUCUUGGCAACUGCAAGUGCUGACAGUAGAGUAAAUUAUGGAUGUGAGGAGAGCAUCAGAUGUUUGAUUACUCUUGAUCAGCAUAAUGGGAAAAAUCACAGCUUUGAAUCAGCAAACACUGCUCAUAAUGGGAAAGUUAAUGGCUUAUGCUUUACAAGUGAUGGGCUUCACCUGCUGACUAUUGGCACAGAUAAUCGAAUGCGGCUCUGGAAUAGUUCCAAUGGAGAAAACACAUUAGUGAACUAUGGAAAAGUUUAUAAUAACAGUAGAAAAGGAUUGAAAUUCACUGUCUCCUGUGGCUGCAGUUCAGAAUUUGUUUUUGUACCAUAUGGUAGCACCAUUGCUGUUUAUACAAUUUACUCAGGAGAACAGAUAACUAUGCUUAAGGGACAUUAUAAAAGUGUUGACUGCUGUGUAUUUCAGUCUAAUUUCCAGGAACUUUAUAGUGGUAGCAGGGACUGCAAUAUUCUUGCUUGGGUGCCAUCUUUAUAUGAACCAGUUCCUGAUGAUGAUGAGACUAAAACCAAAUCACAGUUAAAUCCAGCCUUUGAAGAUGCCUGGAGCAGCAGUGAUGAGGAAGGAUGAUUGUUGACCUUCAGUUCCUUUGUGUCUGUGUUGAUGAAACUUUUUUAGUAGGACUAUGUGGGCUUUUUUUUAACUGUCCUGUCAAUUCUUGACAACUGAAUUUGGAUCAUUUUCCCCCAUGUUUUAAAAUGAGGUUAAUAUUUACACAAAAUCCUAAAACAGAUUUCUAUAUAGUUUAUCAAAACAUGUCUCCUUAAUCCCACUUGUGGCCUAAGGCAACCCCUGUUGUUACGGUACAAGGACACAAGCCACUGUGCCUCAAUUGGGACCUUCAGCAGAUUCUAUGAACUAUAAGAUGCUGCAAGAUCUGCAGCUGAUCAGAGGAUCAGCAAGUAGAAGUUAUCAGCAUUGACUUUCUCAUACUGGCUGUACCAUUAGCCUGCUCAUUUCCACCUUCAAGAAUGAUUUUACUGAGGAUGAUUACAUCAAAAGUAGUAGUUGGAAAGGUAUUGUCAAAAUUAUUUUAUACUUUCUUAUUUGUGUAUUCACAUUAUACAAUGAUUUCAUUUAAUUGACUGUUGUCUAAAUUUAUGUUAAAUAUUUUUGGACUCAGUUUCUUCCACAAUCCAAAAAGUGCACCACAGAAGGCUUUUAAGUUGGCAAAAAUCCCAUGUUUACUUUAUUUUAAUGUCAGAGCUUGCACUCAUGCUUGAACUCCCUUUCUAUGAAACUCAUUAAGAUGUGACCAAAUCCUACUUCAUUCAUGCAAGCAGAAAUGUCCUGGCAGGAAAUCUGGCUUAAACAUAAAAUGUUUUCAUAAAAUUUCUAUUUUAUUGUCUCCUUUUAUGUCAACCCACAAAUGAUUAUCAUGAAGCUCAUCUUGAUAUUCCCUUUCUUCCUGAUUCUUACCAGCAGGAGACUAGUAAUAGAGGUUUUUGUGAGCUUGAAUACAAAAUAUACAGUUAUUGAGUUUUUAAAUGUAUUACAGUUAGGCCUCAUAUCAGACCUUUCUGGCUAAAUAUUUUCCAUACACUUUCUUUUACAAUUGAUUUUUUUCAAUUGACAGAUAAAGUUGUAUGUUUUUACUGUAUACAGCAUAUUGUUUUGAAGCAAAUAUACAUAUGGACUGACUAUACCUAGCUAUUAACAUAUCAUUACUUCACACAGUUAUCAUUUUUGCAGUGAGAACAUUUUACAUCCAUUCAUUUAGCAUUUUUCAAGAAUACAAUAUAUUAGCUAUAGUUACCAUGUUGUAUGAUAGAUCUUUUGAACUUAUUUCUCCUAUUUUACUGAAAUUUUGUUUCCUUUGACCAGUGUCUCCCUAGCCACCCUCUAAGCCCCAAGUAACCACCAUUCUAUUCUCUACAUCUAUGAAAUCAACUUUUUAGAUUCCACAUAUGAGUUAGAUCAUGUGGUAUUUGUCUUUCUGUGCCCAUCUUAUUUGACUUACCAUCAUAUCCUUCAGGUCCAUCCAUAUUGUUAUGAAUGACAGGGUUUCCUUUUUAUGGCUGUAUAGUAUUUCAUUAUGUAUAGAUACCAUAUUUUCUUUAUCAGUUCAUCCAUUGAUGGACA
Messenger RNA from Microcebus murinus (gray mouse lemur), 2774 nucleotides. It is a transcript of the gene ERCC8, whose product is annotated as ERCC excision repair 8, CSA ubiquitin ligase complex subunit. The record is from RefSeq and is a predicted model, not a curated record. Lineage: Eukaryota; Metazoa; Chordata; Mammalia; Primates; Cheirogaleidae. Gene Ontology annotation, biological process: proteasome-mediated ubiquitin-dependent protein catabolic process; transcription-coupled nucleotide-excision repair; protein polyubiquitination. Gene Ontology annotation, cellular component: nucleotide-excision repair complex; Cul4A-RING E3 ubiquitin ligase complex. Gene Ontology annotation, molecular function: protein binding.